Molecule: messenger RNA, 4078 nt
Organism: Amoebophrya sp. A120
Lineage: Eukaryota; Dinophyceae; Syndiniales; Amoebophryaceae
Source: the annotation of a GenBank genome assembly
ACAAAAUUCGCGAAUGACGGGACGCAGUAUCAAGAGCAACUAUCUCUGGGUCUGGAAACCUGUGAUGCUUAUUUGCUGCUGGUCGCAACGCUUCCCAUGGCAGCCACGCAUGACAAGUUUUUGAAACGCCUUCUGAUGUCUAGGACGCAUUACAAAUUGCGUUUUCGCAUGAAAAAGGAAGCGGCUCUUCUGCUGCUCCCGCAACACAGAUUUUCUAGGAAUACAAGACACGCAUUACAAGUUCCAUUUUUCCAGACCCAGACAUAUUUGCAGUUGAUACGCAGCCAAUGAUGGCGACUGGAGUUGGUGGUGGGGCAGGCGGGGUCAUCAGCAAUGCGGCUUGUUCACCGCUAACUAAUAAAAAUCUGUCCUAUAACCAGAACGUCGCUUUGAAUGGCUACACGAAUAGUCCGGGGGCGAUGAAUCAGGACAACCAGAGUGCGGCGAAGUCACGCUUAUGCAUUGCAAAUAUGUUUGGGUCUGGAGGUGGUAACUUGUCAUGGUAAAUCUGAAGCGUGCAAAAAUCUGUGUUGCAUGAGUGCCAAAAGCUUUCCACUUUCGACCAAGUUGGGGGGGGAGUUUCUCAUGCAGGAUAGGCAUGGCGGAGACCUCGCAGAGUCUGUCAUGCUAAGUCCCGCAUUCCAGACCUCAUGGGUCACGGAAAAUCUGCAUGACAAGUUUACAUUCUUCCAGACCCAGAGAUUUUUGCAUUUGAUAACGCUAUUAUGCGAACAAAUCCUCGUUACAGCAGAUGGCCAGUUUGAUCGCGGAAUCCAGUAUCAAAAUGAAAAAUCCCCCCUCCCCAUAUUGAAACGGAAAUUUCUGUUGCUGGAUUUGUUUACACAAAUCAGCUCUGUCUUGCAAUGAGGCACUGCAGGCAAAGCCUCAGCCUGCACAGGGGUGUUUUUGUGUAGCUGCUUAGCAUAGCAGAGGCCUUCGAUGUAGGCGUAACAGCAUGACAAAUCUCCGGUAUGAAGCGGCGGACUCUCUGGAUUUGCCCCCUUGCAAGAGAGGCAGGAUUUGCGGUCACAAAUCAGCAUCACAAAUCUUUUCAGUAUGGGGAGGGGGAAUUUUUCCUCUCAAUAUCCAGAAACAAAUUGCUAGCGAAGACGGAUAUCCAGCACUGCUUGCGAGAAUUGGGGAUCUGCAAGCGGCACAACUGGUUUCUGUGGGACGAAGCGGAGCGGAUUUUGGAGCAGGUGGGCGAGACGAACAGCAAACUCGCGUUCUUGCCGUUCCUGGCGCUUUUCCAAAGGCUCAAGGAGUUGUCGAAACGAAUGCUGAUGGACAUCUUUGACAGCUACAGCAGCAGCCCGAACCGAGAGGAAUCCAAGAUUCUGACCAUGAGCGAAGUAUCGAGGCUGCUGACGGAUAUCGGGCUGGCACCGAGGACGAAAUCGGAGCAGGACCAGAUGAAAAUAUCGGAUGGGAAGAAUGUUGAGUUUGUCAUGCGGCACACGAAGUGUAGAUACAGUUUCUAUAUGCAUAAGAUCCUUGUGAUGGUGUCUCCACACAUUAACUCAACGACUUUCCACUUUCGAUAAUCAGCGAUUCUUUCGGACUCCGACGUGGAUAGCAGUGGCGAGAUCGACUUCCUGGAAUUUCAAGGGCUGUAUGCACGCGUGAUCUUGGAGUUCGAAUUCGGACAACAGGAGCAGAUGCUGUACGAGGCGAGAUAUUACCAUGAAAAAUGCCCCCUCCCUAUAUCAAAAAAUCUGUGAUGCAGAUUUGUGGCCACAAAUCAGCUUUGUCAUGCUAGAACAGGCAAAAGAUGUAGACACUGUAGGGGUGGCUAGCGUGGGAAUAAACCUUUGCAUCUUCAGCAUGAGAGGAGGCAGCUGGAAGUGAAAAACAGCAUGACAAAUUACCUGCAAUCUAAGCCACAGCUGCGUCUCUUGGCCUUUUAGCAAUACAAGUCGAUUUGCGUACUUACAUACAGCAUCACAAAUCUCCUUUAUGAUGUGGGGAGGAGGAGUUUUUCCUUUCAAUACGAGGCAGCUGGGAUUUACGGACGAGGAUCACGUGCUGGAACUGAAGGAGAUUUUAUCAAAUGCAAAAAUGUCUGGGUGUGGAAGAAUGCGCGAUUUGUCAUGCUGCUUUUCCAUGACCCAUGAGGUCUGGAAUGCAGGACCUAGCAUGACAGAUUCUGCGAGACCUUUCUAAUGCCUAUCCUGCAUGACAAACUAUCUCCCGACUUGGUCAAAACUGGACGACUUUUGGCACUCAUGCAACACAGAUUUUUGCAUGCUGCAGAUUUAGCAUGACAAGUUGCAAUCUUCCAGACCCAGACAUUUUUACAUUUGAUAGAUUUUCGACAUUAUCGACACGGACCAUAGCGGGAAUUUGGAUAUCACGGAGGUGCGCGAGGUGAUCGGGAAGCUCUACCACAUCGCGGCGGGGCAGUCGUUCCUGACCAGCGAGUGCCUCUUAUCCAAGAAAAAAACGUUGUUAGUGUAAAUUUGUGAUGCGCAACAUGCAAAAUGAUUGCGUCUGUCAUGCUUGGCAUGCAUUGUAGGGCCUUGUGCAGGGCGUUUUCGCAUACUAUCUGCGCAUGACAGGUUUUUGCUGUCAUGCCAGACAGAUUUGUGAUGCUGUUCCUUCAAAAGAGUUACACCUACAACGUUUUUUUCUUGGAUACCUCUGGGGGCUAUUUCACUCUUUGGACCUGCACCCGCUGAAGGACCAGAUUGAUUUUCCGAACUUUCUGCGCAUGAUCCGCUGCAUAGAGUCCGGGCACCCAGAAUUUGCUCAUCUGAAGGCGAUCUUCGGUGUCGGUGAGGACUUUCUGGAAUCGGGAAUCGGGCUCCUUAGCCUGGCGAGUGCGGAGGAUGGCUCUGCAACCGGGGAUGACACCGACGCGACUUUGACCAAGGGUGGAAAGAACGGGGCAGGGGAUCAGGGAACGAACGGAUCGGCGAUUGGCCGAAGGCGGACGGAGGGCGUGGGAUUCCCAGGACGCAGCGGGACACAGCAGGAGGCGAAUGAGACGUCGUCUUCCGAGUCGGACUUCAUGUCGUCUCCGGUGGGGAGAUGACGGGCGGGAUGGUAUCAAAAACGAAAUUUGUGAUGGUAUCAAAAACGAAAUCCCCCCUCCCCAUAUCGAAAACGAAAUUUGUGAUGCUAUAUUUGAGUACACAAAUCAACUUGUAAUGCUAGAAGGCCAAAAGACGCAGCUGUGGCCUCGUUUGCAAGAAAUUUGUCAUGCUGUUUCCCACUUCCAGCUGCCCCCUGUCAUGCUAAAGAUGCGAGGCUUUCCCACGCCAACCAGCACACAGUCCGCAUCUUUUCCCUUCUAGCAUGAAAAAGCUUAUUUGUGGCCACAAAUCUGCAUCGCAGAUUUCUAGUUUGAGUAUGGGGGGGGAUUUUUCAUUUUGAUAGAUGGAGGAGUGAAGAACGGCAACUAUCCAUGGAAAAAAAUGAGUAGACACUGCAGUAAAAGUCAGCAACCUACACAUGAUCAAAAAUAUUAAGACGUGCUUCUGAAAAAUGCAUCUGUACCAAUCCAGCAGACAACAGUGAAGUAAAGCAGUGAAGUAAAAGUAAAUAGGCCUUUAGGACAAAAUAUCAAAGGUCCUGAAGACAACAAUACCAAAUUUAGGAAGGGCAACGAUAGUUGCAAAGGUACGGAAGUAUAGAAGACUACCGAGUUAAAUUGGCAUGCCAACACUGAAAGGAAUGAAGUUGUAGCUAUAAGCAAUGAAGCCGUAGCAGUAAGCAAUGAAGUCGUAGCAAUAGCAGUGAAGUCGUAGCAAUAGCAAUGAAGUCGUAGAAAUAGCAAUGGAAUGAUCGUAGUGAUAGCAAUGGGACCGUAUGAUGAGGCACUGAAAAUAAUUCUCGAUGGACAGAAGCACUGAAUGUUAAUAAUGCAUGUAUGGGGCUUUUACUGUACAGAGUAUUGGUGUAUGAGACAGACGACAUGGUCUAGAAAACGUUUCAAGUUGUAACUGGAAGACUCAUAUAAAAUCGUAAAAUUAUUGCAAUAACAAUGAUCCGCAGGAAAAUUACGAAAAGGAGAAUCUUCAAGCAGCAUGUUAUUAAGUGGCGGAACAGUACUUGGGCUUUGUAAGUAGUUUCAGAU